Letharia lupina is the source of this 840-nucleotide messenger RNA. RefSeq lists its product as uncharacterized. The transcript is spliced from 3 exons. Gene Ontology annotation, molecular function: protein binding. The record is from RefSeq and is a predicted model, not a curated record. NCBI's taxonomy places the organism in Eukaryota, Fungi, Ascomycota, Lecanoromycetes, Lecanorales, Parmeliaceae. The coding region runs from base 1 to 840 and encodes 279 amino acids.
AUGUCCAACCGCGAUGAUAUCAUUCAAAGCUUGAGUCGAGACCUCCCUAAGAACGGUAUCAGAGAAAUCUCCCCCGCAGGCCCCGAAACACUUGACCUGUGUGACUUAUACCUACCACAUGCCCAAGCCGUCUACGGCAAUGGGCAGUAUUUAGCUAAGGAAGACCUUUCGCAAGCUGAUCUAGUGGAGAAGCUGUCGUGGUACUUCAAAACGCGAGGCAGUUACCACACAGCCGUGGCACUAGCUGAAGAAGCCGUGCGAUCGCGAAAGGAAGCAAACUAUCUCAUGAGCGUCGAGAACUUAAACGAGUGCUCCCGCGCUGGGAAAAGUGGUAUUCCGACUGGGAAGAAACCCCUUGGGUUUGAUCAUCAGCUCACGCUACGGUCGCUUUCAAAUCUGACCGCCUCAUUACGCUUCGCGGGGGAGUGGGAAGCAGUGAGGGAGAUCCACCAGCGCAUGCUGAGCACGAAGGAGAAGACGCUUGGAGCAGAUCAUCCGUCUACCGAAUCGACUGGGGAAAUUUUGAGCUCUAUUGAACAAAAUUUGGGAUGCUAUAAGAAAGAACCUGACGGGGACAAGAAAGUGCGAGGAUUUUCAAUGUUCGCAAGAUAUAAGACAACUCGAAGAAAAGCCUGGGCCCCGGUCAUGAUGUUUGUUACGAAGAAGAGCAUGCGCAAUAGAGUCGCCGUGGUCAAGAGCUUGAAGCGCAGGGCAGGCCCUGAGCAUCCGAGGACUGUCAAGGCAAGAGAAGCUCUGUGGUCUGCGUUACGGCGUUCCGGAGCGGAACAGGAAGCUGAAAGAGAACUGGGUUCUUACAGUGGGAAUACUAAGGGGACGUAG